This is a messenger RNA of Penicillium nucicola, 1137 nucleotides long. RefSeq lists its product as uncharacterized. Bases 1 to 1137 code for a protein of 378 amino acids. Lineage: Eukaryota; Fungi; Ascomycota; Eurotiomycetes; Eurotiales; Aspergillaceae. The record is from RefSeq and is a predicted model, not a curated record. The transcript has a single exon.
AUGAACCCAUACAUCAGCUGGGCAAUCCUGCUCGUUGUAGCAGGUGGCCUGGGAUGGUACUACACCAAUGGCAACGCCCCCAAGGCCAAGACCGUGGUGCGAUCUGUCGUCGAGAAGACCGAGACUACAGUAGCCCCCAAGAAGGCGAAGCGCAAGUCUAAGCCUGCCGAGGCUAAGAAGCCCGAGGUUCAGACCGUGGUCUCCCCUCCCACCACCGAGGAUGAGAAGGUCGACGCCGAGAUUGACCACAAGGAAAUGGCCCGCCGCAUGGCUGGAAUCAAGACUGGUGCCCCCGCUCAGCCCGCUCCCUCCAAGAGCCAGAAGAAGAAGACCAAGAAGGCUUCUCAGCUCGAGGUCAGCGACACCCGUGCCUCCUCCACCACCGGCGCCGAGGGUGACGAUGAUCUGUCCCCUGCUCCCUCUCCUCGGGUGAACGCUACUUCCUCCGCCGGCUACGUCUCCGACAUGCUCGAGGCCCCCGCCCCCGCCGCCAAUGUCCUUCGUGUUACCGGCAACGUUGAGAACCAGCCCAAGAAGCAGAAGGUCCAGAGCUUCAAGGAAGUUGAGACCAAGAAACAGCGCCAGAACCGCCUCAAGAACGAGGCCCGCAAGCAGCAGGUCCAGGAGGCCGAGGUUGAGCGCAAGAAGCUUCUCGAGAAGCAGCUGCAUACCGCUCGCGAGUUCGAGCGUCGUGAAGCUGCUCGGUCCACUCCCGAUACCAACGCCUGGCAAACACAGGAAAAGAAGAAGGCCGUCACCAACGGUGCUCACGCUGCCCCCGCCCCUGUUGCCUCUGUUGCCCCCGUCGUCCCCGCCUCUACUGUUUUGGACACCUUUGAGGAGCCUGCUCAGCCCAAGAAGUGGGCCCAGAACCUCCCCUCUGAGGAGGAGCAGAUGCGCCAACUUGGCGUUGCCAACGGUGACGAUGAAUGGACCACUGUCUCCAAGAAGGCCCCCAAGAAGAAGGGCGGAAAGACCGACGAGAGUGUCAGUGAGACCAGCGCCUCGGAGAACCAGUCCGCCCCUGUGGCCCCUGUCCCCGUCGAGCCGCGCGUGACCGUGACCCCUACCUACCUCCCUGAUAUCUAUCGCUCCCGCGAGAAGGGUCACCCCUUGGACUCUGACUGGGCUGCUUGA